GCCUAGCUACCAAACCUGCCGGCCUACGGCAUGGCCACCAGCACCAGAGCCAUCCCGAUGCCGACGAGGAGCUCAGGCAGGAUGACCAAAGCUGCCGUGUUUUGCCGGAGGACCAGUCGCUGCACGGUGAAGGCCGUGGCUACGUCGUCGUCGCCAAGGGCUCAUAGUUUCUGCUCGGAGGGAAGCAUGACAGACUACUACAAGGUGCUGUCGCUGGAGCACUCGGCGGCCGUGGGCGCGGAGGAGAUCAAGCGCGCGUACCGGCGGCUGGCGCUCCGGUACCACCCCGACGUGUGCCCGCCGUCGCGUCGCGGCGAGUCCACGGAGCUCUUCCUCGAGCUGCGGCGCGCCUACGAGACGCUCUCCGACCCGGCGCAGAGGCUCCGGUACGACGCCGAGCUGAGAGCGGGCGGCGAGGACCCGGCCGCCGGUGUUGCGUUCGCGAGGGACGUGUGGGAGGCGCAGCUGUGUGCGCUGCGCGCGCGCUCCGAGCAGCGGCAGAGCGCGAGGAGCGGUGGCGUCCGGCGACAGCCAUUCUGACUAUAUAUGCGCUCGCAGCGGCGAGCGCAUGAAGCACAGGGUUGUUCUCUGGUUAUUCAUUCUUUCAGCAGGACUCCAGAAAGCCGACUGAUGACAAUUGGUUUUAUUACGUUUGAGAAGUGUAAAGUGAUAGGUUAGCAAUUCAUUUCUUUGUUGGGAAGUUUGUCUUGUUUAAUGUAAUAAAAGGCAGUGUGUACAAAUUUUGUAUCAAAUCAAACAAUGUAAACACCCAUGACCCAUGUACAAACUGCCGAUUUAAUUUAUCAAAAUG
Messenger RNA from Sorghum bicolor (sorghum), 811 nucleotides. RefSeq names its product chaperone protein dnaJ 20, chloroplastic. Gene Ontology annotation, cellular component: chloroplast. The coding region runs from base 31 to 540 and encodes 169 amino acids. NCBI's taxonomy places the organism in Eukaryota, Viridiplantae, Streptophyta, Magnoliopsida, Poales, Poaceae. The transcript has a single exon. The record is from RefSeq and is a predicted model, not a curated record.